This is a messenger RNA of Ostrinia furnacalis (Asian corn borer), 1379 nucleotides long. RefSeq lists its product as uncharacterized. The coding region runs from base 141 to 1370 and encodes 409 amino acids. The record is from RefSeq and is a predicted model, not a curated record. The transcript has 2 exons. Lineage: Eukaryota; Metazoa; Arthropoda; Insecta; Lepidoptera; Crambidae.
CUCUGCGAGAUGAACAAUCCUGAGAUAUUCUGAAUGAGAUAAAAUCAAUCUAUCACGUAUUACAGAUAUGGAGGCCUUUAUCAAUAGCUUCCUAUCCGCUCAGUAGUUCUCAAGAUUGAUUAAAGUGCACACGUGUUAAGAUGCCACACAGAAAGAUCUCUCGUGGUCCACCGGAACUUAUGAUGAUCUUAUUUGAAGUAGCCAACAACAUUCAGAUAAAAGAUAUUGAGUAUGUUCUUGAGUUUGGCUGUGACGAAGUUGACUGCUAUUACGGCGGUCUUUACAAAGUGACCAUAACAGGAUACAGAAAUGGAUGCAAAGUUAAGAAGAAAUAUAUCAUAAAGUGGCAUUCUGAUCCAAAAAAACGAAAUGCAUUCCGUAAAGCACAUAAACGUGAGUUUUUAUUCUAUCAAAAAAUCAUCCCAGCCUAUCUCGAAAUUCAAAACCGUUUCAAAGUCAUUGAGGGACUAAAGACAAAAUUUCCGAAUUGUGAUUUCGCUUGCUGUGACAAAGGAAGAGAGGCCAUUGUAGUUUCGGAUCCACAAGGAUACAUGGUUCACGAUAGAUUUCAAAAGUUAUCACUGGACCACGUUUCACUCGCGGUGAAAAAUUUAGCGAAACUGCAUGCUCUGUCUUUUGUGCUGGAAAAAUCUCAACCAGAGGAGUUUGAGCAAAUAAAAAAGGCAUGUUAUUUCGACGUGCAGUAUGCAGAUGUAGAGCUCAUGCCAAAGUCAUUGUUCUCAUAUUACGAGGCUUCAGUGAACGUUGUUAAAGAUGCAUCAGCGAAGAAGAAGCUGCAAGAUAAUACAUCAAACGUACUUAGAAUUUUGCAUAAAUGUGCAAUGCCGGAUACAAAAUAUAGUACCAUUUGUCAUGGCGACUGUUGGAAUAAUAACAUUCUCUACAAAUAUCAGAAAUGCAGGCCGGUGGAUGUAAUGUUUAUCGACUGCCAACUGCUCAGAUACGCAUCACCCGUCACUGAUAUAUCGUACUAUUUGUACAUGACUACAGACCACGAAUUCCGCUCAAAAUAUUAUGACCACGUUCUCUCUUUGUAUUACUGGACAUUAUCGGCGGUGCUGCGACAAUGUGAUUUGGACAUUAAUGAAAUCUACCCAGAGAGCAUUUUCCAACAGCAUCUGAAAGAUUACUCGGUGUUUGGUUUGAUAGAAGCUUUGAUAUCAAUGAAGAUAAUUACGGCAGAAAUAGAGGACGCGCACAAGAUGACAGAGGUGAAAUACGAACUGACCGAAGAAGGAUCGCGCGAGAGUAAAUUGCAGAAUAGUUCGCUAUACGAGCAGCGAGUGAACGGUGUUGUCAAUGAUUUCUUUUCGAGAAACUAUUCCUUGGAUGCUGUUCUUAGUAAAUGAUAACGAGGA